This is a messenger RNA of Etheostoma spectabile (orangethroat darter), 1012 nucleotides long. Its product is annotated as protein CutA homolog. The coding region runs from base 84 to 551 and encodes 155 amino acids. Gene Ontology annotation, biological process: response to metal ion. Gene Ontology annotation, molecular function: copper ion binding. The record is from RefSeq and is a predicted model, not a curated record. The transcript is spliced from 7 exons. Lineage: Eukaryota; Metazoa; Chordata; Actinopteri; Perciformes; Percidae.
UUUACGACAGUUUCAUACAGCCCACUCGCUUUACGGUAGAGUGUGUCGCUCGCUAGGCACAGCCAGGCAGCUGUCGGAAGGCAAUGCACAUUGGACUGCCCUGUGCAGAGACACUGCAAGGUGGCUCCUUCAAAGCUUUGGCUGUGACGGUGCUCCUGAGUGUGUUUAUGUUCCCUCUGCUGAGGACUGUUGGACUGAGGGCCUUCUCCAUGGCGUCUGAGACGUACAUCUCGGGUACACACUCUGCCGCCUUUGUCACUUGUCCCAACGACACAGUGGCUAAAGACUUGGCCAGGGGUAUUGUGGAAAGGAAACUCGCUGCGUGCGUCAACAUUGUCCCAGCAAUCACGUCCAUAUAUGAAUGGCAGGGUAAGAUUGAGGAGGACAAUGAGGUGCUGCUGAUGAUUAAAACAAGAAGUUCCAAGGUGCCGGCUCUCGCUGAAUACGUCCGCUCCAACCAUCCUUAUGAGGUGGCCGAGGUCAUCAGUCUGCCCAUUGACCAAGGCAACCCGCCCUACCUCAAGUGGAUAGGACAAGUUGUCCCCGAGUAAGGAUGGACUGAUGGACAAGUGGAUGAAUUAAUUCCUGCAUGGAUGUGAAACUGAAUCUGAAAAACACUAUUUCCCUCAAAGAGACAUCAAGACACUGUCCAAAUCAGUAAUGUUAUUACUAACUGCACAAGACCAAGAGUUAUUAGAUGAGACAAAGUGCCCAUUGUGUAAAUAAGUAACACAAAAGAUCAAAACUAUGAUGUUAUCUUAAAUAUGUUUAAGAUUACUGUGUUCCAGUCAUUAUUUGAGUCUUGUGUUAAUAUUUUUCCCUUUUCAGUAUGUUUACCUCUAGAGGGCAGACUUGGUCUUUUGAAUUUCAAAGUUAGCCAGGUGCAGAAGGAACUGCGCUACAGCUUUGACUUGUUUGGAAAUGCCACUAUAAUGUUUAAACAUCAGUUGUAAUUCUUGUUUCAUUUGUGAAAGAAGCAUUUUUGCAAUAAAGUGGAUGAUCAUUUUUUAAA